CGCUUAAAGCUUGUUGAUGAUUUAGACGGGAAAAUCUAAGUGUAACACAAUAGUCUGUCAACAUGGCCGCCCCCUCAAGGGAUUUUUUAAGAGUUUUACCCAGAUGUCAGAGGCUGUUCUUCACAUGCAGAGCUCCUUCUGUCUCCUACAGCUCACUGACUGCACACAGACAGCAAUCUGUCAGAUCCUACGCUGCUGCUGCUGCCGCCAAGCAGAAAGAGAAGAAAGAGGAGACUGUUCAAGAAAAGGUGGUGAAAGAAAAACAAAAGGUUGAUGACAAAAACAGACACAAACCCUAUGGACUCACAGCCUGGGCUCCAGUAGAUGAUGUGUACAUGGUGAGGUACUAUCCCAAACCCAUCUAUGAGACAUCCGUGUCCAUUGAAAUGCUGAAGAACUUUCAGAAGCUGGACUUCAGUCCCGAAAACCAGCCUGUAUAUACUAACCUACGUCUAGACAUGAAGCUGGAGAAAAAGAAAAAAGUGGAUCCGUUUGUUAGCAUAAUUCAUUUACCACAUCCCUUCAAGUCGGACAUCAACAAAAUAGUGGUUUUUACUGAGAAUCCAGAUCAAGCCAGAAUAGCAGUGGAGAAUGGAGCAGCAGUUGCAGGUGGAGCAGAACUGGUUGAGAAGAUUUUAGCUGAUGAGAUCACAGCAGAUUUUUACUUGGCUGUGCCAGACAUUGUACAAAAGCUGCUCCCUUUGAAGAACAAGCUGAGGAAGAAGUUUCCCAAGAGCAAGAGAGGAUCAGUUGGAAUGAAUAUUCCCAAAAUGCUUGCAUUGUUCAAGAGUGGUCAUGAAUACAUGGUUGAGGACAUCUAUGUCAACACACAAGUUGCAACACUGGACAUGCCAAACGAGUAUAUUCUAGAAAACAUUCGUGCCAUUGUAAAAGAUGUGGCAAGCCAUAAACCAGCAGAAUUUGGUCCUUUUAUUGAGCGAGCAAUUGUCUGCAGUAGGUCAAGUGAGGGUUUGCACAUUAAAAUCGAAGAAUUAUUACCACAGGAAGAGAAAAAGGCAUGACAUUUUUGCUUUGUAUAUAUUUGCAUUGUACAAAACAUUUAGACUAAUAAAAUGGUCUAACUGUGAUUUUAUUCUGAAGUCAGUUUAUACAGUAGCAUGUUUUAGGUAUGGAAGUAACACGGUUAAUGGCCCAUUGUGGUCAAUAAGGAUGCCCUGUUGCAAAGAAUUUCAGCCCACAUUAAGCAUCUUAAUGGAGAUCAAUUUGUGAUGGUAUGGAAUGCCAAAAACGAAUUGCAUAUGGUUACAAAUGUUGCCUUAACACUAUUACCCCUGUAUCUACACUAUUUACAUUUACAGUUAUGCAUUUAGCAGAUGCUUUUGUCCAAACCAAUUUAUAAAAGAACAAAACCAGUUCAUCAAAGAGCCAACGAUAUUCAUAAUAUACAAUGCCAGGUUUAGAAAACUAGAUUUGGAAACAAGCUAGAGAAGAUGAUAAAUGAAGAGAAGAAUACGUUUUUCAGUGUGAAAAUGCAUUGGUGGCUGAGGCCUUCUGUGGGGUAUCUUUUUUUCUUGCCCUGUCAUCCCCUACCUAUAACAGCAGGUGGCAGUAGAAACUCACUUUUUCUAAACUAAUUAAACUCAGAUUGU
Sinocyclocheilus anshuiensis is the source of this 1610-nucleotide messenger RNA. RefSeq names its product 39S ribosomal protein L1, mitochondrial-like. The transcript is spliced from 9 exons. The coding region runs from base 63 to 1022 and encodes 319 amino acids. Lineage: Eukaryota; Metazoa; Chordata; Actinopteri; Cypriniformes; Cyprinidae. The record is from RefSeq and is a predicted model, not a curated record.